AAAAAAAAUUCGAUUUAUGCGCUUUAAAAUUGUGUAAACAGAAAAAUAAUUAAAAAUGCUGUUCUAUUCAUUCUUUAAAUCACUAGUUGGAAAAGAUGUCAUAGUGGAGCUGAAAAAUGAUUUAUGUAUAUCUGGUACUUUGCAUAGUGUAGAUCAAUAUCUCAACAUCAAAUUGACUGAUAUCAAUGUGACAGAUCCAGAAAAAUACCCUCAUAUGCUUAGUGUUAAGAAUUGCUUUAUUCGAGGAUCUGUUGUACGAUACGUUCAAUUACCAGCCGAUGAGAUCGAUACUCAAUUACUACAGGAUGCAUCCAGAAAGGAGAGUACAACGAGUACGCGAUAAAGUCACAUCCAUCAACUUUACAUUUAAGUAUCUCUGAAAUUUUUAAGUUCUGUAUAAUUCAUGAAGAAAAAAGUUCAUUUAAAGUCAAAGAUAAGUGGAUGAAGCAUAAGAGUGUUAAGGAAUAAAAACUAAAAUGUGAAGACAGGAAGAUAUAAACUAA
This is a messenger RNA of Chironomus riparius, 503 nucleotides long. Lineage: Eukaryota; Metazoa; Arthropoda; Insecta; Diptera; Chironomidae. The record is from the annotation of a GenBank genome assembly.